GUCUUAGUGGGAACCGCCUGUUGAACACACGUUCGUGCCGUUUCGUCUUGCGUGCGCCUACUGCGAUUCAAAAGUGUCUGCUUUUAUUAUUUUUUUCUCUCUGCGGUGUGUUCUGGUGGUGCGGAAAGCCUACUGCGGUUUUCGUUUCGAAACGGCGGCGGCGCGGCAUUUCUAUUUUCUUUCACUCAUUCACACGCGGAAAUAGUUUUUCUCUGUCAACAAUGGCCGCAGCUGAUCCGUAAUUCAUGUGCGCCCCAUCCCGGUCUUCCCGUUGCUACGUCGCCGGUCAUAUGCGUCGUCUCCCUUCUGCGCUGUCAUCGUCCGUCGUCACCAGAAACGAGUGUCCGUAUGUGUGUAUGUGAAUGUAUUUGCGCGUGUCAUAGCCUACACGAUUCGAAUUCGCACGCGAGUUUCUUGCGCGGCGCAUUUCUCCCGUCCGUGGUUCUGUUUUGAUCGACAAUUUCGCCGGAGGUGCAAUACCGUUCCGCUGCUGCUGUCCUCGUCGUCAUUGGUUGCGCUUCGACCUUUUGCUUCACUUGUUAUUCUGGAAGUGUGUAUGAUGAAGAAAAAUAAAUUCAACGCAAUGGCGAAACCGUAGAAAGGCAGUUCUACUAAAGGCUCACGGCUCGAAAGUCGUCGCAGAAGAUUUCUUAGCGCGAGUGUAUUUGAUGUGUGUGAUUCUUCACCGAAAUGUGCGCGGCCAGAAUGUCGAAAUAAUUUAUACAUCCCAGUGUGCCUUGGCUGUGCUGUGUAGUACUUCUUAGUCAGAGAAUACGUAAAUUCCAAACCACUGUAAGUGAGAUUCUAGUCAAAAUAGGUGCCAAAGUGAGCUUGGGGGGACAACCGUGGAUAAUCGGUGCGUUGGUAUUGCUGCGACAAUACCGAUGCUUGCAACUGCCGCCGUGUACCUAUGCAGUGCGGAAUACGUUUCGAAUUAGGUGAUUUACUGCGCCGCGAGUGCGUCGGGACGACCACCUCGGAGUCGGGACGACCGCCAAUCAUCCAACCGGAAGCUAAACGUACAAUGCGACCAAGCAAAACGCUGAUCAUAAGGAAGUUCAAGCGUAAUCGUAUAAGGACAGUUCAACGAAGGGCCACUUCGGUCCGCGCCGCGGUCAAUCUCUUCGUGGUUCGCAAGCAUCUGCUUCGUAAAGUUCCGUAGACCACAGAAUUCCGCGCAUUUCUUCAGGUGUUUCUUGCGUUCUUAAGCCGUCUAGCCCCAUUAUGAGCUACCUCGGCGACGGCCAGCAUCAACCGGCGGCUGGAGAUGGCACUGAAGGCAAACAGCUAACGCGUCAACCUUCGUCCUCUCCAAAGCAGCUAGCUCAACAACUACCAUCGCAACAAUCACCGCAAACCUACCAAGUUCAGAACCGCCUGCUGCAGAGUUCCCAGUGGAGCAAAAGCUACGACUCGGUCAUCAACUACUGGAACACUACGGGGCCGUCGGCGGUGGUCGCCACGGCGGCCGGCUAUCAGCAACACUACGCCGGCGGCUACAGCUUGGCGUCCUCUUCGGCUGUCCGGCAGUCGUUUCUUCCGCCGCCGUAUUACCACGACCUCCAGGAGACGUCUCCGCAUUCGGUUUCGUCGGCUUCGUCCGGUAGUCCGCCUGCUGCGCCACCACCACUUGUGACCAGUCCCGCCCUCCAGGGGGAACCGCAGCAGGCCGCGACCCGGUCAUCAUCCGGGAAACUAUCGACCAGUCCCAGUUCGACCAUCACCUCCAAGUUACAUCGCAAAGUAUUACGGAUACCGUCGAAGCGCCUUCCCGGUCGGGUCCAUUCCGGAAAGCUCGCGUCCGUGGCCAGUAAGCUGACCGCGACCAAGCAGCGCCUCCAACAGCAGCAGCAACUUCAGCAACAUUCCCAGUUCCCAGGUCUGCAGCAGCAACAACAACAUCCAGCAGCCACCAGCUGUGAUAACUCCAACGACUCCGGCCUGGGAUUUGACCGGGUCAUCGACAGUACCGGCAGUAAUCCACAGCUGGGAUCCAGUCAUCAACAUCAGCAACAGUACGCGUCGACAACGACCACGACUACCUCGAGCAGUUCUCUGGGCAGCGGCGCAGGUCGGCCAAUCCACCACAGCAGCAACUCCAGCAGUGGCCUACUAAUCGCGGAGGAUGCGAACGUCGUCAUCGUCGAAGGAAGCGCCGGUGAAUCAUUCAUCGUUGUCAGUAGCAACAGCAAUAGCCCUACCAAGUCCAUGGUCCGCAGCGGUAGUUCCGCCAGCAUCAAUUCCCUCAAGCGGUCCCACCUGGUGCUGGAAGAGUCCAAUCCCGGAUCCGGUUCCGGUGGCGGCGUCGCCAAUGUCGAAUCCAGCACCGCCAUUCUCCACACGGUGAACAUUCCGCAGAAAAUCAUCAUCCCGGUUGGGGCUAGCGGAGACACGACCCUUGCACUUGCACCGCCCCCAUCAUCAUCAAAAACAACCCCAUCACCUUCCCACCCAUCAAACACCAUUACUACUAAUAACAGUGGCGUCAAUUCACCAACGGUUAGACGACCAUUAUCAUCAUCGUCGCCGUCGUCAACAGCAAAAACUUUGCCGGUCAAAACCUUGGUAGUUACGAACAGGACGGGGACGGGGACGGCAACGGCGCGGACAACGGCCGCGAAAGUGAUGUCCUCGUCGCUAACGCGUCCAACCACCGGUAGGUUACCGGGCAAGCGGCCACCGUUACUCCAGUCGGCCCUCUCCGGCGGCACAUCGUCCGUCUCGGCGGGAGGAGCGUCGUCGUCAUCUUCGGCCGGCUACACCAGCAUGUCGUCCGACGUCAUAAGCGCCGUGCAGUCACAGUUACCGUGCGCGACACGCGACGGCAAAGUUCAGCUGCAGAUUCUGACCCAACCGGAACAGCAGCACCGGGCCCGGUAUCAAACCGAGGGGUCACGAGGCGCGGUCAAAGAUCGCAGCGGCAAUGGGUUCCCCGUGGUGCGACUCGUGGGCUACGGGAAGCCAGCCGUCCUUCAGGUAUUCAUCGGCACCGACAUGGGCCGAGUGUUGCCGCACAUGUUCUACCAGGCGUGUAAGGUUUCCGGCAAGAAUUCGACGCCCUGCGUCGAGCGGAAGCUCGAAGGAACCAUGGUCAUCGAGGUGGACAUGAAGCCGGAGAACGAAAUGACGGUCACGUGCGACUGUGUGGGUAUUCUGAAGGAGCGCAACGUGGACGUGGAGCAUCGCUUCCCGGACCAGAGCGGCCCGCGGGCCAAGAAGAAGUCCACCCGGUGCCGGAUGGUGUUCCGGACGGCUGUGACCAACGAGGACGGCACCAGCGAAAUGCUGCAGGUGUGCUCCCAGCCGAUUGUGUGCACUCAACCGCCGGGCAUUCCGGAAAUCUGCAAAAAGUCUCUAGUCUCCUGCCCGGCCGAGGGCGGCCUCGAACUGUUCAUCAUCGGCAAAAACUUCCUGAAGGACACCAAGGUGGUGUUCCAGCGGCGGAAGGUCCCCCUCGGCGGCGGGGGCGCGAGCACCUCCGCCAAGCCGCCCAGCCUCAGUGUCAUCCCGUGGGAGCAGUCGGUCGUGCCCGACAAGGAGUACCUUCAGCAGACGCACCUGAUUUGCACGGUUCCGCCGUACGUCACGCAGGACAUCGUGGAACCGAUUGUAGUACAAAUAUUCAUCAUUUCCGCCGGCAAGAAGAGCGAAACGCACAACUUUACCUACACCCCCAAGGGCCAUCAUACGGCGCUGACGGCGUCCACGACGUUGGGAUCCCCGGUCGGAGUGGCAGGAAGUUCCUUCUUCGGAUCGCUGGCGUCGGCCGUGGGAGGCGCGCCAAGUCCGGCCACGGCCAUGCAGGAAGCGCUGGCCGCCGGAGAAGUGGCCGCCAGUGUCAUCGGAGUCGGCGGAGGCCUACCCGGGGGCAGCGUGGGAAAUGUAGGGCUGGGGCCGUCGAGUGCCCUGGCAAGCGGAAGUGGAGGCGGUGGAGGAGGAAGCGGUAAUACUGGCGCUUCGACAAGCUUCAAUCCCCUCAGUUCUAGCUUUAGUGGCCAGCCGAGCGAAGAUGCCUCAUCUAUGGGUGAUGUAGUGCGAAGGUCGAUGUUCUUUUGGGGUUCGCAACAGCAGCAACAACAGCAACAGCAGGCACAAGCCGUCCAGGAUAAGUUGGACACGGGUAUGAUGCCUCCGCCGGUUCAUAUCUUGUCCCUGGCGGGAACUCCCAGCAGUACGGGUCGUAGAUCUUCGCUGCUGGCUGAACAACUUGCCAUGUCAUCGCCCCCUAGCUUUAAAACCGAAUUGAUCGACGAAAGCAGUAGAAGUCCGUUGAAUGACGACUCGCUAGAUAGGUUUCCGGCGACGAGCGAAAGCUCCCUGGACAACAGUCAGAUAAUGUAUCGAAGGCGUAGCGUUCGGCAACCGAGCAUGGACCUGAUGGAAGAUAGUUCCAGCAUGUCCAUGCUGGUGAACGAGAACAGUGCAAUGGAUGUGGGAAGUGUGCCCAGCACGAUUGUCGGCUUCCGAGGCGGACUAACUUCCAUGAUGGAGACGAACGAAAUGAGCAACUCAUCGACGUCUCCGUCGGCAUCCGAACUCAAGGUGAUCGACCUGUGCAUCAAGCAGGAAGCCCACAAACUUUCUUCCGUGAGGAAUCAAAUCGAGCACAUGAUAGCUGCAACAAGUGGUCCGCUGGACACUCUAAACCAAGUCGACGGCAUAAAGUCCCCGUACAAAGUGGAAGAAAUGCUAGGCGCCGCUGUGCAACAGUCAGGCAAACAAGUGAUAGAAUCAACCUUGGCGAGCAUUGUCAGUAGUCAGCAGGCUGCGGCGGCCAUAAUGGAACUAGGUUCAGUAAUGUCGCAUCCCACUAGUAAUCCAUCUUCAAUGACAACUUCACCCCCAAUGAUGCAAACCGACAUCGUAAGCCCCAGUAAUACUGCCAACCAGACGCCACCAGCGCAGGAUGUCAUGCUAAACGCUCAGCCUGCUAUGGCCGUCCAAUCACCGGCCAAUCUCGCUCUGACAUCGAGCCCGGCAUCCAACAACGAUGCUAGUCCCCACCCGCAUACUGCGAUGUCACCGGAGCUCAUUCUCAACCCAUCUGUUUCGCCUUCUUCGAUGAUCUGUUCGCCUGUAAACGCAACUGUUGCCGCAACGGCAGCAGCCGCCGUUGCAGCUGCGGCAGCCGUUUCCGAAGGCAAAAACAUGUUAACGAACCAAGUUCUCAACAACAUGGCCGCCGUUGCUGCCAACAUAAUCGAAUCCCAACCAAAAGAAACCACUCAAGCCGUACAAGACAUCAUUCUCAAUGCAGCCGCCGAGAUCCUAACCUCUCAGGAACCAUCGGUCACCACCCAAACCACCAUCAACGCGUUGAUCACGAUGAAUGCACAGGAAAUGAUGACAACCUCAUGUCAACCCCAAACUCAUACCCAACACAACCUACUACCUCAGUGCCAACCGACCCCGAUGGUUUCGGAAACAAUGGCAGACGCCUUACAACAACAACAACAGCAGCAACAACAAAUUGUACAAAACAUCAUAACAGAAAGCCUUCAGCAACAGCAACAACAAACCGAAUCUCUAAUGGCAAACCUUGCCGCUGCUCAGCAACAACAACAACAACAACAGCAGCAUCAACAAACCCAACAACAGCAGCAACCCCCACCGGAACAGAUGGACAUCGGAAGUGCAAUCAUACCAUACAGCGUACAGCAACCCCCGCAGCAACCUAUGGACACGACGGGACCACUUAUGCCCAUCAGUUCAAUGAUGCAGCAACAACAACAACAGUCACCACCAAUGAUGACCAACGCCAUCGUUCAACAGCCUCAGCAGCAACAGCAACAACACAUACAAGGGCAAUCGAGUCAACAACAACAGCAGCAGCAGCAACAGCAACAAUCCCAGCAACCACAGGUCGCAAGCGGGAACAUUCCGCAGGAGCUUACCAUCAUGUCGGACAACGAUCUCAUUAGCUACAUCAACCCGAACGCGUUCGAUGGAGUAUAGUCGGAGUGGGACCUUGUUUAGACGACAGGGUCAUCCCGAAGUAGGCGGCGUGGGCGGACGGACGGACGGACGACACCGGUCGCCAAUGGCAACGGCGACGAUACGUUGUCCACGCAGCCGUAAACGGCUCGGUUCCGGGUUUCCCAUCGUCCAACCAGCGCACAUCGUUCGCUCUGGGCACUGCGGGGACACAAGUGCUAACCGCCAGUUAUUAUUAGAUUCCUACUGAACGUAACCGUACUCCUCCGGUGCAGAUAGCCGGAUAUUGGUAAGUAUGGUUAGUUUGAACAAAUUAUCAUUGAACUAAGCGGCCAAUCCUAAAAAGAACCAAAUUAUCGAAAAAUCUUGGUUGCCUAGGUAGUAGAACGAAGAAGAAGAAGAAGAAAAAGCGACAUCAAAGGAACCUCUGUUAUUGUUGUAGAUCCCGUUUUAGGUUUUGCAUCAGAAAAAAAAGAGAAAGGAAAAAACGGACCUUUUACCUAUAUUUGUUGAAUCAACAUUCUUAGCCAAAUCAAUUUAUACUAUUGAACAAUGGAAAACUAAAACAACGAAGAUGCUCCUAGUACUAACUCUACUGAUAAUGUUUAGCAAAAUGUGAUACAGUAAAAAAAAAAGUAUAUGUGGGAGGAGUCCUUCUCGAAACUCAUGGAAAGCUUUUCUCUCAGUGUUUCGUCGAAACA
Molecule: messenger RNA, 6635 nt
Organism: Aedes aegypti (yellow fever mosquito)
Lineage: Eukaryota; Metazoa; Arthropoda; Insecta; Diptera; Culicidae
Gene: NFAT
Product: nuclear factor of activated T-cells 5
Exons: 8
Coding region: 1225-5955 (1576 amino acids)
Biological process (GO): regulation of transcription by RNA polymerase II
Cellular component (GO): transcription regulator complex
Molecular function (GO): DNA-binding transcription factor activity, RNA polymerase II-specific; transcription factor binding; RNA polymerase II cis-regulatory region sequence-specific DNA binding
Source: RefSeq, a predicted model, not a curated record